AUGGAACAUAAUUCUAAAAAUCAUCUCUUCCCUCAUACUAUCAUCCUCCAAAUGAAUGCACUCAAGAACGAUAUCUCCCUGAACAUGGCAAUGGAUAUCAAUUUUCACUAUAUCGCACUCUUCCUGCAGCCACAGAGAAAACAAAAAAACAUAUCAAAAUUUAAUUAUACUACCAUUCGUAUGUCCUGCGUAUCGAAAGCAAAAGCUUUGAACUUCGACUCGACGAUUUUGAAGAAGCGUCCUGACCGUAUACUCGAACAACAGGCCGGCACCCUCUUCCACCGUCAAACAGAGGAAGGACUCUAA
This is a messenger RNA of Striga asiatica, 306 nucleotides long. NCBI's taxonomy places the organism in Eukaryota, Viridiplantae, Streptophyta, Magnoliopsida, Lamiales, Orobanchaceae. The record is from the annotation of a GenBank genome assembly.